AUGCAUCCAUCACUUGGUCUCUUAAGUGAAAUUGAACGAUGGACACGUAAACAAUGUUUAAUUAAUAAUUUACUUGAACAAUUAAAAUCUAAAGAAUCACAAAAUAAAUGUCGUGAUAAAACAAAAUUUCUUCAAACAAUUCGUCGUUCUUUAGAAAAGUUAACUGAAGAUCCACAUCCACAAAAUUGUGCUGUUAAUAUUUUACCUGCUUUAUGUGAUGCCAUGAGAACUGUUGAAUCAGUAUCAAGAUAUUAUACUAGACAAGCUUAUUUAGAUUUAAUUUUUACAAAAGUUACUAAUCAAUUAGUUAAAAUUUGUGGAAUCAUCGAUGACAUUAAAGAAAAUUUUCAUCUUGAUAAACGAGAUGUAAAGCGUUUUCGUGAAGUACCAAAAGGAUCAAUACCAUUAGAAACAAAUUCAAUUAAUGAAAGUACAUUUCAACGUUUAAAAAAUUGUCUUCUUUUACAAGCAUCUUACAAAGAAAUAUUUCGUACUUUACGUGAUGCACUUGGUGGUUCACAAAUGUUAACAUCUACAGCUUUUUCAGCAACAUCAUCAUCAACAUUAAGUGAAACAACACAAGCAAGUGGAAUUUUAAUGUCACAAGAUGAAAAAAUUUUUCAACAUUUCAAUGAAUUUUGUCGUCGAUUUGAACAAAUGCUUGAUAUGACAAUUAUACUUAAUCAAUUUUCACAACUUAUAACUACAACUGUUCGUUUACCUAAACCAAAACGAGCAGAUGUAAUCGAAGCUGAAAAUAUUGCUAAUCGUGCAGAUGCUCGCAAACGUGAAGACGAAGAAGAACGAGAAGAAGAAAGAAAUGAUAAUAAUAAUAAUGUUGAGAAUGCUUCAGAUGAAGGUAUUGACGAUAGAGGUAGUGAUGCAGGUGUGACAAAAAAUGAUUAUCUCACAUCAACUGUAUCAAAAACUGAUCUUGAAUUGAUGAGUAUAUUUGAUUUAAUUCAUAAACAAUUUACUUCAUUAACACAUGAAAUUGAACAAUUAAUUGGUGCUUAUGUUAAUGUUAUGUUUUCAAAAACAAAACGUACACAUGAAGGUUUAUUUAUCUUAGCAAGUUUUGAACCUAUUUGUGAACGAAAUUAUCUCCGUUCGAUUCUUCGUGAUGCUUAUGUUAAUUUAUGUCUUACUGCUAUUGCUUGGUCACGUACAUUAUUAACAAAAAUUGAACAAGCAAUGAAUGUAUUUAAAUUAAAUCAACAUAUUAUUACAUUAGGAAAUUUUCCAUUAAUAUCAAAACUUUAUAAUCGUACAGCUAAAGCAUUACUUGUCUAUGAACAAUUCUUAUUAGCACGAUGGAAAGAAAAAAUUGAUGCAUGA
Molecule: messenger RNA, 1338 nt
Organism: Rotaria sp. Silwood1
Lineage: Eukaryota; Metazoa; Rotifera; Eurotatoria; Philodinida; Philodinidae
Source: the annotation of a GenBank genome assembly